CAGCAGGUGCAGGCUGGCUACAGGAAGGGCUGAAGGCUGUCUGGGACUUAGUUGCUGCACGUUCGCCUUCCCUCCCCAGGUGCUGUAUUGUCUAAACCAAGCUGGAGGUGUCUGUCUAUUUUUAGCAGGCUCCCUCUUGCAACGCGCUUCCUUCUUCUCCCUCAGCGAAAAGUCACAUUCUCCUGCAAGCUCCUAACUAUUGAUUUCCUGCUACCGACGAAGACCCGAAAAGGCCAUGAAGGAGAUGCUUUGGUGAAAAAUCAAAGCGAGCGGCGGACUUCUUGCUUUGAGUCUGUGGGGAUGGAGGAUGGCUUAGGAAACUCCUGACAUUCCAGGAUCUGUACACGUCCUUGCUUUGUUUGGGUUGAAGCACGGGUUUUAACAGAUUCUUCUGUAGCGUCUGUGUGGAAAGUGCCACACACCCUCCAGAACAACGACGGCUUUUGCUUGUAUUUUCCAGUGUUUCUUUUGUCAGCAAGUUCAGCAGAAUUGUUUUUCUUCAAGUGCCAGCCCUGAUCCGACGGAGGAGCCAGCGACAGAAAUGGUAAAAAUGACAAAAUCGAAAACUUUCCAGGCGUACCUGCCAAAUUGUCACCGAACCUACAGUUGUAUCCACUGCAGAGCCCACCUGGCUAAUCAUGAUGAACUAAUUUCCAAGUCUUUUCAGGGAAGCCAGGGGCGAGCUUACCUCUUUAAUUCUGUGGUGAAUGUGGGCUGCGGUCCUGCAGAAGAGCGAGUUCUUCUGACGGGCUUGCAUGCAGUAGCAGAUAUUUAUUGUGAAAACUGCAAAACCACACUUGGAUGGAAAUAUGAACAUGCAUUUGAGAGCAGUCAGAAAUACAAGGAAGGAAAAUUCAUCAUUGAACUUGCUCACAUGAUCAAAGACAAUGGCUGGGAAUGAACUGCAAUACGAUUCCUUGUUUCUGGACAACCGAUCUCUGGAACAUGCUUUAUUUUAUAAAAAGACUAAUGAAAACAAACAAACAAACGGUGAUUGGGUGGUUGAGAAAAUCUCUGCAUUUUCAAAGCCACCAAACUCAGUGGUGUAAUGUUGUGGUCCUCCCCUCCCUGCAGAACAUCCUUUGCCUUUUUUUUCUCCUCUCUAUGUAAGUCCCCUCUUUUUCUAUAUGUACUCCUGUGUAAACGGUUAUUUUGGAUGAACUUUUUCUAUACUCUGAGGAAUGAUUCCAUAAUUCCAAGUAACUUUUACUAGAUAGCAUCUCUCUUUUGACCGACGCCUUCAGUUGCUCCUUUGUGCUGUGCGUGCUUUUUGCUGAUCACUUGCUCCAGAGUUUUGAAAGAGGCCUGUAUGAACAGUCCUGGGAAGGUAUGGGAUUAGUACAUCUUUAUUUUACCCCGUAUAUAGCCAUUUCUGUGGUCUCUUUGCAGUGAAAAGGAUGCAGUAUUGUAUUAUUCAUUAUUACAUCUUUUUUUUUUUUUUUUAAGUGUACCACAGCCCGUUCGGUAUCUUUUGGCUAGGUUUGUGAAAGAUUCAGUUAGCUGCCCUGACUGAAGUUAGCAAGGAUUUGCUUUCCUAUUUUUUUUAAAAAAGAGAGAGAAACUGUCAGGGAAGAGACUGAGUAAUAAUUUGCAAGGAUAACUUAAGACUGUAGACCCAAAUCCAUACAUUCUGAAGAAAGUGUAAGCUUUGCUCUUGUUAAAAAGAAAAGAAUGUAUAGCAGUGUCUUCAAGAUCGGAGGACUGAAAAAUAUGCAGCUCUUAUUUUUAAUAUGUCGGUUUAAAAUGUUUUUGGUACUGUACCUUUAAUGGGAAGGGGUACAUCAAUUGAGGUUUUAUGGCUGGUUCCAUGUAGUUACCUAGUUUUAAUGCACUGGAUGAAAAAGUUAAUUCAAUGUCCUCAAAGCCACCUGCUUUGGCAGUACUGAAGCACACCAAAUUGUGUGUGUGUGUGUGUGUGUGCGCGUGCACGAGUGUGUGUGAAAAGCUGUCACUAAUCCACCUGGAGGAGGUUGUAAGUUUUGUAAGCAAGUAAAAAGUGGCAACUUGGCAUAAGCUCUUCAUUAAAAAAGAAAGAAAGAAAAAGAAUGAAGAAGAUAGUUUUUUUAAAAGGGGUGCUUGAUUUGCUGGCUGAAUCAUCCCUAAGCACAAUUUUAUAAUAAUCUGUUACGUAAAAAAAAUAUCAUCUUGGGAUUUUAGCCACCCCUGAUUCUAAGUGGGGCGGAUCAGACAGGACCACAAUGUGUAAAUGUGUGUAGCAUUUCUUUACAGGAACUUUUAUGCAUACCAUUUCAAGAGAUUUGAAAACAUUUUGGGGUUGUUGGGGGGGUGGGUUGCAUUUUUUUUGUCCCAAUAUUUCCAAGGGGAAAAAUGUAUAGGAGAACAUUUUAUCUGAAUAAUCCAGAACUGCUGAUAGCAUGGAUAACAGUAACUGUAAUAAUAAUAAUAAUAAUAUAGGAAGCUUUACAAUGGAAACUCUAAUAUACUUUUUACCUGUUGCAGCUAAGCUUGGCAUUGUCUCUCCCUAUGGCUGCUACUAAACUCCUCUAACUGACGUUCAGAUCUCAACUGCACUUUAGCUGUAUCCUUCAUUAUAAAAAUAGGAACUAUCUUCUCCUGAAAUUAAACGCCCCCCCCCACUUCCCCUCUUGAUUGAGGAAUUAAUUCCCUAGUAAAUUCUUUGGGAAGAAGAAUGGUUACACUGUGAUGCAAAAAGGAUAUUGAAUAUAUCUAUUUAAGUGUGUGUAUAUAGUUACCUUUUAGGCAUUCAGAUCCAAAGAGCUGUACAGCUAGUCUCAGAUUUUGUUUGACCUUUAUUCUGGUGCUUUAUUUAGUAUGAAUGAAUUUUUAAACCCAUGAAUCUUCAGUCCGGUGCCUUAUCUAAAGUGCAGUGGAACUGGGAUUCGUCUUGAUUCACAUCCAGACAGCAGCAGUUUCAGCCCUCAUGGUUUUAUUCGAAGAUGAGAUGCUUGUUAGGGAGUACGUUUGGAUGUAUAAUAAUUGAUUUACUGCAACUACCCUGCACUGCUAGUACAGGUCCCUUGGACUGAGAGUAAUCAGCAUAGGAACUAUUACCAGCACCCAUAACAUGUCCUGUAAGUUUUCUGACUUGUGCAGACAUAAGCCUGUUGAGUCCUAACAUUCAAACGAAAUUAACGUCUUGUACACCUCCCUACAAAUCCUUUAAAGGUCUGGUUUUGAUGUAUCCCCUCUAUUGCUUUAUGGCAAUAAUAGAGAACUAGAUUAUCCUAUGAGAUCAGUAUCGACUGCCAACAGCAAAAGUUCUGAAAUUUUCAGCAGCCAGACUCACAGGGUUGUUUGGUUUGCAAUGCUAGCUAUAGAACCUUUUUCCUUCAACAAUGAGUAUUUGCUUUGCUAGUGCUCACACUGAUGCAUUUCUCAAUCAUCUGAAGGCCACUUUGUCAGGAUUUUGAGAAGGUGGGAGCUUGAGGGGUAAAAAAAAAAAACUUGAGGGGAAAAUCUCAUGCGAAAACUUAACUUUGAUCAGGAAAUGCUUGGGCCAAACUACGUUACACACAAAUGUGACUGUAUUUUUCAUAAAGCCGAAAAUUCACUUUGAGUGAUAGAGAAUCCACAUAAAGUGGAUUUUAUACUAACUAGCUCUCUACCAAGGUGUAUUUUCUCAUAAUGAAAAAGGGGCACCUUCUCACACAUUUGCAUGUAACGUGCAGGCCUUUUGAGUACAUGAACAUGGGCAAUUUCCCUAGAAUUUUUUGUUUAACCUGGAUGCCAAAAAGAGGGAAAAGAGGCAUUUGGAACAUCAAAUUGCAGCUUAAAAUCUAAUGCAAUUUAUUUGUAGUGAUAAGCAUUUAAAGAUACGAAACAGAGCAAUAUUUUUUAAUGGAUUUUGAAACAAGGUAUAGGAAGGCCGUGGGGAAUUUUAAAUCCAGAACAAAUUGUGUAGGUCUCAAGUAGCAUUCCUGUAUUAGAUUCCUGGGAAUUAGUGGGCUCUUUUACUUGGCACUGUAAGAGUUCUUUAAAACUGCAUACUACAAAUUGACAGAUUUGGUGAAAAUUGAAUCCAGAUACUGCUGGAUGUUGGUUGAUGUAUAAAAGAUCAGUCUGGAUACUGAACUUUCCAGCAUUACGUUAAAAAAUACUUGAACAUUUUACAAAGCAUUUUCCCAUUUAACCUUUUUUUGUAAUGUAUUCUAUUUAAGAGUUUGUGUGUGCUUUGUGGGUAAGUUUAAUCUUUCCCUUCAACUUGAGCACUUUUGUUGCUUGUUAUUUUUAUUACUGUUGAUCUUAACAUUUAUUUUAUAUAUAUAUAUAUAUAUAUAUCUAUAUUUUAUAAAUUGUAACAGCGAUUUUUGUGAACAUCUAUGCGUUAUCUACUAGAUUUUCCUCCCCUUGGUGAAGUAGGUGAACUGACUACAAGCUGGUUCUUGAGAAGGUUGUUCAUUGGCACUUAGAGGAACAUGCUGACAACAUUUACAUUUUUGGAGUGUGUGUUUUUAUUCUUCAUAGUCAUGGCUCUUGUAAAAUAACCACACAAUCUGACCUGAUUCAGGGCCAAUUCAGACACUCUAAAAAAAAAAAAAA
Molecule: messenger RNA, 4521 nt
Organism: Python bivittatus (Burmese python)
Lineage: Eukaryota; Metazoa; Chordata; Lepidosauria; Squamata; Pythonidae
Gene: YPEL1
Product: yippee like 1
Source: RefSeq, a predicted model, not a curated record